This is a messenger RNA of Limulus polyphemus (Atlantic horseshoe crab), 2624 nucleotides long. RefSeq names its product fasciclin-2-like. The transcript has 4 exons. Gene Ontology annotation, molecular function: protein binding. Bases 131 to 694 code for a protein of 187 amino acids. The record is from RefSeq and is a predicted model, not a curated record. Lineage: Eukaryota; Metazoa; Arthropoda; Merostomata; Xiphosura; Limulidae.
AAAUUUAAUAAUAUUUUUAGACCCUCCAGAAUCGAAAACCCCGGAGUCCGAGAUUAUUUAUUCCAGCGUUGACUCCACUGUGAAUAUCACAUGCGAAGCUGAUGGUAACCCUAUUCCAUCGUUUGAAUGGAUGAGAGAUGAGGACGUGAUCGAAGAGAGUUCUACCUACAAAAUAUUUCGUACAGAUUCCAACACGAGCAUCUUGCAGGUCAAUGUCUACAAUGACAGUGUAUUUGGUGAUUAUUUGUGCCAAUCAGAGAACAAGUUAGGCUCCAUCGAACGAAAAUUCAUAUUACGUGAAGGUGAACAACCGCGCAUCCCUACUGUUGAAAUCCUAAGCAAUGAACCAGGUACUGUUCUCCUCAAAUUGGAAGCGUUACCCGAAGGGAUGUUAGAUGUGCUUGGCUUCAAGAUUGAGUACCGACUUCCAAUACAGCCAUGGUCUAAGAAAGUGGAAGUAGAAUUUGACGUGGGUUCGCAAUAUGUCUUGAGAAACCUAGACUACAACACUAAAUACGUACUACGAGCUGCUGCUCGCAACGCUGCUGGGUAUGGAAAUUAUUCAGAGGAUAUUGAAUUCACCACCAAGAGCCUGAAUCCAGGAACAGUGCAUAGCUACGCCAUCUGUAGUCAGCCAACACAACUACUUGCUCUGCUGUCCAUCGUACUGUCCCUCUCUUUGCUCAGUUUUUAGAGACAGCAGUGAUGCUGCACCAUAGCUUGGCUUGUUUGUCCUCAAUGGUAUGUUCUGGAAAUUAAGACAAAGGAAGAUUUUAUUGAGAGCUUUUGGGAACAAUAGAAAAUAAAUGAUUAUUUUUUGUUUAAAAUAAUAUGUUACAUUUUCAAAUAUAUUAUUAUUUAUAGCCGUGGCAUCACCCCAGAUUGAAAAUGUUGUAUAGCAAACGUUUUUGGACAUAAUUCAAUGUAUGUGUUAUUGAGAAUAAGCUAGUUCGCUGACAUAUUUGUAAACUUUUUCUUCGAAUAAUGCUGUAACGAUAAGAAUUCUAACUGCAUUUUCAAUUUAUAAUUGUUGUGACAAAUAUGUAUUGUGCAUUAUGGUUAAAACUUUAAACGUGUCAUGGUUUGAAGUGUCAACAUUUUUUUAUCUUUGUUAUUGUAAAUUUUUGAAAAUGUGAUUUUUCUUAUGUUCCAAGUCACAACGGGAGGUGAUAAGUAACAUCACGGUGUAUUUUGUUAGUGUUUGUAAAUGUUUUAUUCUGUUUGUAAGUAGCAAAAGUGUAAUAUUUUAAAGUACAAAAUGAUUUCACAAUUCCAAAUUUUUGGGUUAAAAUUUUGGUAUGUAUAACGUUUACGUGUUACAAACAAUAAAAUUUGAGCCGAGUAGCAAAUGCUGUCAAAAUUGAAAAACUCGGCAAAUAAUAUUUAAACAUGUAUAUGUUGAUGUAUACAAUCUGUCUCAAAAUGUUCAUGCAAAAGCAACAAAAUGCAGUUUAGCGUCUCUGGUUUAAAACUACACUGAUAGAAAAAAAAGGACCGUGAACAUGUGAGAGCACAUUAAUAAAUUUAAAAUGACGAUUGAGUUUUAUCUUGACCUUCGCUUAAUACGCUUGAGAAAUUCAUAACAGAAUGUAAGUGUUAUGUAAUAUACUUCUUUAAUAACCUACAAAUUAACUGUGUUUUAUGAUCACUUUGUAGCUCAUUUGAUGUGGUUUGCUUCUUCUCUAAGUUGGCCUGUAUAUGCUUUAUCCUAUUAUCUUCAUUUGAUCUAUUUUGCCAUAAAUUAUGAUAUAUAUAUAUAUAUAUACACACUAUUAACAUUCUGAUAAUUUUAGGUAUAAUGUUUUGCAUAUUAUAUAUGUUUAGGAAUGUUAUUGUUAUGUGCGGACAUUUGUAAUAGAAAAUGUCAACGGAACAAGAUAUACUUAAACACUUCCUUUUAUUUUUAGCUUGAUCAGAAUGGUGAUGUAUGGCUGUUGGCUUACUUGUUUAACUAAUGUAUUUUGAUAGCUAUGUGUGUGUAUUUAAAUUAUAUAUAAGAUGUUAAUUUUUCAGUCAGAAACCUCUAAUCUACAUACGUCAUUUUUAUAGAGGUAAAUGAAGAACUCAUGUGAUAUACAUAUAAGUAUCGUACAGAUUAUAUACUUCAAUUAACGUUGCAAUGAAAUAUCUUUAAUACUCAUCAUGCAUAAACAUUUUAUGAUCAGUUAUAUGAAUUUUAACUUGCAAUUUGAGACUCUUUAACAUUAUGUUGAAAUUUACACUUCUGUAUAUUUUCCAGUAAGUAGAGAAAAAGGUUGUAAGGUAGAAAUUAGGUAAAUAUGUAAUGGUUUCCAAACUAACUUUACAUAUAAAAAGUAUCAUAAACAUAUAUUUCAUUGAUUGAACUCAAGCAACUGUCUUAUGAAGCAUUAGUUAUUUUGGAAAAAAAAUGUAGUAAUAAGUAAGUGGUAAAAAACUAUUGAAAUGAUUAAAUAAUCCACUUCCUAUUUUAGGAGAGAAUUUUAUUUUUAUUUUUAGUAGGUAAGUUUAUUUUCAGAGGUCGCUGAUGUCUUGCAUACAUUUCUUGUAAAGCCUUUUUUUUUUACUAAGCCUAAAUUAUGUUUUCUAGAAUUUUGAUUAUUAUUGGUGUAAAACUGUAAUAUAUUAAAAUUAAGAUAUUGAAA